Molecule: messenger RNA, 4722 nt
Organism: Mytilus californianus (California mussel)
Lineage: Eukaryota; Metazoa; Mollusca; Bivalvia; Mytilida; Mytilidae
Product: furin-like protease kpc-1
Exons: 20
Coding region: 96-2426 (776 amino acids)
Biological process (GO): protein processing
Cellular component (GO): Golgi membrane; trans-Golgi network
Molecular function (GO): serine-type endopeptidase activity
Source: RefSeq, a predicted model, not a curated record
ACAAACUUAAAUCACCUGAUAUCAAUCGAUGACUGCUGAUAUUAUUUACAUAAUCAAAACAGUUUAUAUCGGAAUUUGCCAAAAUAUUUAACAAGAUGAAAAAUAUUUUCAUCGUGUUUUUACUCUUUAACGUUCCUAAGUAUGUAACUUUAAGUGACAUUGAAGUCUUUUCAAAUAGAGUUGUGUUAACCUCAAUCCGGGAAGAUGAUCCCGACAAAUGGUUUGAUAAGGAAAAUCCACAGUUUCAAUACAUUGGACAGUUGUGGAUAGGUGAAACCAGAUAUAUCAAAGCCAAAAUACGACAAACAAAUACUAAAGAAAAGAUAAGCUUUUUAAGCGAAGACCCGGAUGUUGAAAUUCUUAGACGAAAACAAGAGAUAUCAUGGGUAGAACAAGAAAAAUUCCAAACGAGAAUGAGAAGGACAUUAGAUCCAGAAUGGCCUAAUCUGUGGUACUUGAAUGAUGAGGUUUCUCCAUCACUUAAAGUGUCCGCAGCAUGGAAUGCUGGCUACUCCGGCAAAGGGGUUAUAAUCGCUGUUGUUGAUGAUGGCUUAGAGACAGACCAUCCUGAUAUCUCUGCAAACGUCGAUGCAGAACAUGGUAUCAGUUUUCGCGAUGGAGCCACAGAUCCAAAACCAAAGUCAGAUAAAGACGACCACGGUACAAGUGUUACUGGAUUAAUUGCAGCCGUCAGGGACAACAAUAUAUGUAUUCCAGGCGUAGCCUAUAAUUCAACCGUCAUAGGAGUUCAGUUGCUUGGUACCCACGAUAACAUAAAUAAUACAGUGGAUUCGGAUGCUGCUACUGCUUUUCUGCAUUACGUAUCAAAUGUUGAUAUAUAUUCUAAUAGCUGGGGACCCAUAGAGGGUAGUGGAUUUUCUGGUCCUGGCUAUUUAGCGAAGAAAGCGCUCCGCAAUGGAGUAACAACAGGAAGAAACGGAAAGGGCGCCAUUUACAUUUUUUCAGCUGGUAAUGGGGGAUUGGAUGAUAAUUGUAAUGCUGACGGUUAUGCAAAUAGUAUAUACACAAUAGCUAUUACCAGUGUACAAAUUGACGAAAAUGCAUGGUACUCUGAAGUGUGUGCGCCUGCAUUAGCAGCGACAUAUGGUGGCAGUAAACAGGAUCAAUAUUUGACAACAACAAAAAUUAAGUCAGGUUGUACAAACGAAGGUAUUCAGGGAACUUCUUUUUCAGCACCUAUUGCAUCUGCAAUUAUUGCCAUGACACUUGAAGCAAAUCCAAAUCUGACAUGGAGAGAUAUACAACAUCUAGUUGUGUUGACUUCAAACAGGAAAAAUUUCAUUGAUACCUUUUCUGAUUGGUCAACAAAUGGAGCUAAUCAAGAAUUUAGUCAGGUUUUGGGCUUCGGUCUUAUGAAUGCUGAGACUAUGGUAUCUGUUGGUUCUCAAUGGAAAUCAGUGCCACAACAACAUACUUGUGCUUCAAGGAACAAAUUUCCAUAUAUGACUACAACAUCUACAAAAUCGGAUUUAAUUGAUAUUACUGUUCAACAAUGUUCAGCAAUAAAUUAUUUGGAACAUGUACAGGUCAUUGUAACAUUUUCGUAUACAAGAUAUAGAGGUGGUACUCAAUUGUAUUUAAUUUCACCUGCUGGUACAAAGAGCAACCUGUUACACCACAGGAAGGAAGAUGCAGAGGAUAAUUUAUCUGCUGGGAAUCUAAAUUGGACUUAUAUGUCAGUUCAUUUUUGGGGAGAAUCUCCGAUUGGAAAUUGGACCUUGCAGAUAAGUUCAACAAUCCAUUCCGUUAGAGUAAGAUUAGAUAGGUGGUCCCUGAGGUUUUACGGUACUACAACAGAUCCUUGGCAGACUGCUAUCUACAGAGUGGUUCUUGUAAUUGAGACAUCAGCCUAUCAAUCUUCAGACAUAACUACUUUAAACAAUCCAUCAUCCGACCAAUUCAAAGAUGUUAAGGCAGGACUUGGAAGAUAUUGGUCCACCAUGCUUGGAACAAGUUUUUAUAGUACAGCUAUAAAUAGAUUAACACCAACUGAAAAAGGUUAUAUUAUUGUGGAUCAGAAAGUAUACACAAACGAAAACAGUGUGGGAUCAUUGAUAAAAUCUUGUUACGACUUGGUGAAUAGUGAAGAAUCGCUUAGAUUUGGACGUUUUUUGUCCUUAAAAGUAUCCACUAUUAAUAUUACAAACUAUGAAGUACCUGACAGUACAGUGGAAAUAUCAAAUCUGACACAGACAAACGAACUGUGUUCCAUCCGCACAACAUUAUCACCAUGCAGUUCUAAACUUAAAUGUAAAGUUUUAAAUGGCAAGCCAUCGUGUGUCUCCAAGUCAUCCGCUUCAACAGUUAAUAAAGGUGCUAUAAUUGGAGGGGUGCUCGGUAGUAUCGCUACUGCAUUAGCGUUGGCUGGUGCAUUCUAUCUAUAUUGGAAACAAAGACGGGAAUAGUUGAAUCAAGUUUAAAAAAUGGUGAAAAUGAAGAAAAAUGAUCAGAACAAAAGAUAUUUACAACCUCUCCCUGCAAAAUGCAUGUAAUUGUUAAUCUUAAUCAAACUUAUGAUUUUAACACAUGUAUUUAUAUCACACUGCUAACAUUUGUAGCAUAAGACAUUUAAGGAUGUUCGCUCCUCAUGUUUUUGAAUUUUUGCCAAAUAUUCGGAAUCCUCUGGUUUUAUCCAUGUAGUGCCAUUAAACAUUUUGCCCUCUAACCCCUACUUUUCUUUCUAUAAUUUGAUUACAUAUAGUUUAAAAUGUCAUCUUAGAAAAGCUUAAAAAAUCCUUGUUAUUUUUUCAUCGUUUUUGAAAGAAAAAAGGUGCCUAUGUUAAAUGUAUGAAAAAUCGAGGGAGAAAUAUUUCACUCCAAAUUUACAAUGGCUUAUAUCUCAAAAACAAUCACACGGACCCUUCAUUUUUUUCUGCUCUUUUAGUUUCUUGACUUUCCGUUUUGAAUUUUCCUCGGAGUUCGGUAUUUUUGUGAUUUUAACUUUUAUAACAGUCUUUUAAAAAGCUUGUUACUUUGAAACAGAGAAAGGAACAUCCUUAACAACAAUAAACCAAAAAAUAUGCAAUUUUUCGAUCGAUUUAUUUAAAAAAAAUCAAAUAUGUUAUAUUACCAUUUAAUCCAUAAUGACGAACUUGUACUUUAAAACUGAAAUAAAAUAUGUUCUUGUUCGAAGUAAGGAGCCUGUAACUCAGUGGUUGGCGUUUGUUACUGUAUAUAAAAUUUGUUUUUCGUUUGUUGUUUUGCACAUAAAUCAGACUAUUGGUUUCGUUUUUGAAUUGUUUUACAUUUUAUUAUGUGUCGGGGCUUUUUAUAGCUUUCUCUGUGGUAUGGGUUCUUGCUCAUUAUUGAAGGCCCUAUGGUAACCUAUAGUUGUUAACAUCUACGCUAUCGUCACUGGUGUAUUUUUAUCAUUGGUAAUCAUACCACAUCUUAUUUGAUGAUGAUGUUAAAAUAAAGUUUUAAAUAUUAUUUUUCAUUAUAAUCAAUUUAACAGAUCAUAUUUUUGAAAGGUGAUAUAUAUUACUUAGAUAGUAUGUUGUUUGAACCUGAGAUCAUGUAAGAGAUUUUAAGUAGGUCUUAACUAUAAAAUAGAAAUUUGUCGAAAUAAUUAGACCACAAGCUAGCCUUAAUAAAAGUGUUUAGAUCAUAAUUGUUCACCUUUGUCACGAAUUUAAACUUCAUUUAGUGAAAGGUAAUAGGAAAAUUCGUUUGAUGUGUUUGAGCUUUUGAUUUUGCCAUUUGAUUAGGGACUUCCCUUUUUUGAAUUUUCCUCGGAGUUCAGUAUUUUUGUGAUUUUACUUUUUUUCCAUCAAUUUCAUAUUCUAUUUCUCAUGCAUCAUUAUUACAAUGUAUAGACUGUUUUAUAAAGAUCUGUUUUGAUAUUUUAAGUUUAAGUGUAUAAUCCUUGUCACGUAUGCCAUUUCUCUUUUUAUAUAUAAUGAAUUCACUCCUGUUAUGUCCUAUAAGAUAGCUCGACUUCAGAUAGUUUUUAUUUGUCGUGUGUCAGAGUUUGAUAAAAUUUAUUUUUGUUCUGUUGUUGUUUGGUUUUGAUUAAUUUUAUUUUAGCAGCGUUUUUAUAUCGGAAUAGAGAAGUAGCGUCACUGAAUCGUAUUUCAAUUAAAAAAAAAAACAUUUGACUGUUGUUAGUCAAGCUGCCUUUUGAACUUUGUAUUUUAUAUUUUUGAUUUGUGAAAGUGAAUACAUCCUUACCUAAUAUCUGGAUUUAUACUGCAACUAGUUAUGUUUAUUACCUAAAUAUAGUAACACAUCUAUAUUUUGUGCAAUGUCAAUUUCAUCUUAGAACACUUUCUCCACAAUCAGGGGUUCAUUAAGGGGUGAAAAUAAGUUUGAGAUUUUUGUUACGAUUUAAAAGCCAAUGAUGUAUUAAUUUAAUUUGCAGUAUAAAAACAAUAUUAGGUCAAUGUUAAAAAAUAUAAACUUUUUUUGUAUUCGGCACAAAAAUGGAGAUGGGCUCGGUAAAACCCCACCCUUCCCCAGUUUCUCAGUCUCAUACAAAAAAGUUUUUAUUUUUCUGACAUUGAUAUAAUAUUGUAUAUAUAUUCGUAGAAUACAUUGUAACUUUUGUGAAUUUAUUAACAAUUCAACAAUUCAAUAUUUUUAGAUAGAUGUAUUAUAUGUGUUUUCCUAAAUUGUGUUUACAUAUUUGAAAUGUGUAUUGUAUGUGUUUUUUAACUAAUGUGUUUACAUAUUUGAAAUUAUAUGUCUUUGUUUUAGUUACAA